Messenger RNA from Plasmodium knowlesi strain H, 240 nucleotides. RefSeq lists its product as uncharacterized. The coding region runs from base 1 to 240 and encodes 79 amino acids. The transcript has 2 exons. NCBI's taxonomy places the organism in Eukaryota, Apicomplexa, Aconoidasida, Haemosporida, Plasmodiidae. The record is from RefSeq and is a predicted model, not a curated record.
AUGUCGAAGGCAGUAUAUGCGAAGAUCUGGAUGAGCACGAGGUUGUUCAACCUCCGAAGGAGAUACGGGUGCAUGCAAGUUUGCGGGCGCUUGAGUCCCUGGUUGUGUGUCUGGUCCUUCUACUGCAUCUCGCUUGUCUUUCCUGCACUGAGCAAUGAAAACAAAAAACUACUAACCUUCGGAAUUUGGAAAGAGAAUGAUGUUGGAUAUAAUAAGUGCGCCCCCCCACCAUACGAGUGA